UUCUUUGUAUUUGACCUGACUUAUUAUUUUUAAAAUAUUCAAUUAAAGCAAGGGAAAUUUUGAACUAUGGUAGGGUUAGAGAUGAAAAGCAGUAACACAGUAUCCUAGAAGUUUUCUCUCCUUGGUCAAAUUGAAAUUAAGUAGAUGUAAAAAUGUAUUAACAAAUAUUAUGGAAACCCCAUAAAAUUAUUGACAUAUGAAAAACAUGGAGAAAAGUACAUUCAUGCAAACUUACAGUCAGGCUUCUGCCACAGAGGUAUCAGGGGAGAAUUUAAUCAAACAUACUUCCAUGUAUGUCUGAUGAACACUUUAAAUAACAUGCAGGUUGAGGACAAUUCAUUACAAAUGUAGUGGGCUACAUGUAUCUCCUCAAGCCAGUUUUCCUAAGUCUAUGCUAUAAGGUAAUUUUCUGUGUAAUUUACUGAUGACACUAGGUGGCAUCAAAUUACUGCAGUUGGAUCCGCUUCAUGCACUCCUCAUGUGUGACUAAUAAAGUGUGAGCCGAAGUAUGUCUUCUCCUUAAAUGUAGGCUAUAUUUGACACAGACAAUAGCCUGACAGAAUCACUGUGCAAUACACACACACACACACACACAAACAGAGAGAGAAGGCAAACGGAAACGAUCAGGGGAAGAUACGUGCUGUCUCCACACUCAGCAAUGUGUAUCAGUAGAAAUCCAACUGGAGCCCCACGCCGCUGCUCCGGGAGCUUGUAAACCCCGCCCCAAACGCAGACGUCACCGAGUCACAGCCCGUGACGUGUGGACGCACCACUCUCCUCCUCCGUCCCGGAGCAAAGCAUCAUCAAAAUCACCAUCCAUUACUCUCUCUCUCUCUCCCUCUCUCUCCCUCUCUCUCUCUCUCUCUUCUGUUGUCUUUAAUGUAACUUCUGACUGAUCGGGAGAACAGGGAGCGUCUGGAAAGCCUGGUCCGGUGACAACAUCUCUGAUGAAGGAUCUGCUCGCAUGGUAUUCUGUUUAAAGCUGGACAUACAGGACAGAAAGGAUCAGAUUGUAUAUUUUGGGAUAACGUUGCUUUCCUCAGUGGAUUUUGGCUCCGGGUUAUGUGUCUUUAUUUCCCCCUCCUGUGGAUGUUAAAGUGCAUAUUCUCGGCCUGACUGACGCUUUCUUUUUGGAUUUCCAACGCGCCGAAGCUGUUUGUGGGUGACAGACUGGGGGACAUUCCUUACUUGUGAAGUGGAGCGUUAGAAUUAUUUUGCCGUUAUCUUACCGGCUCUAUUUGAGUCGUAACCUGUAGGCUAUUUAAUUUUGUAGUCAAACAAUGCAGCGGUUUCCUUGAACGUGUAUUGGUAAUUCAUGCAGAAAAAUCGUGUGGGUUAAUUAAAGCUUAAAAAGAGGAAAGUUGGGCGCGCAAAGUUUUGGAGACGGUCGAUAUGGCUAUGGUGGCGUGGAGAAACGCCGAGGGGGUCGGGGACACUCAGGGGACCCUCUCCUCCUCGGUGUCCCAGGUUGCACCUCUGUCUCUGCCCGGGGAGCUGGCGGGACACAUGAACCCGGCAUCAUCUCUGGAAAUACCCCCAGCAGCACCCCAGGGCGCACCGCCGCCCAAUCCAUCCAGCACCACCACCGCGACAACCACCAACAAUAACAACAACACGUCCUCUUCCUCCUCCUCCUCCUCCUCCAUGGACAAACACCAGAGCCAGCAAAUCGAGUGCAUCGUGUGCGGGGAUAAAUCCAGCGGGAAGCACUACGGACAAUUCACGUGUGAGGGAUGUAAGAGCUUCUUUAAACGCAGCGUCAGGAGGAACCUGUCCUACACCUGCAGGGCCAACAGGAACUGUCCCGUAGACCAGCACCACCGCAACCAGUGCCAGUACUGUCGCCUCAAGAAAUGCCUCAAAGUCGGGAUGAGGAGGGAAGCUGUCCAGAGAGGCAGACUUCCUACCCAGUCUUAUCACGGCCAGUUUGCGCUGACAAACGGAGACCCUCUACAGUGCCAUUCCUAUCUAUCGGGAUACAUCUCUCUCCUGCUGCGGGCCGAGCCCUACCCGACCUCCAGGUUCGGCUCUCAGUGCCUGCAGGGCAACAACAUUAUGGGGAUAGAGAACAUCUGUGAGCUAGCGGCUCGGAUGCUCUUCAGCGCCGUGGAGUGGGCCCGCAACAUCCCUUUCUUCCCGGACCUGCAGGUGACGGACCAGGUGGCCCUGCUCCGCCUCACCUGGAGCGAACUGUUCGUCCUGAACGCCGCCCAGUGCUCCAUGCCCGUCCACGUCGCCCCGCUGCUGGCCGCCGCCGGCCUGCAUGCGUCCCCGAUGUCCGCGGACCGGGUGGUGGCCUUCAUGGACCAUCGGGUAUUCCAGGACCAGGUGGAGAAGCUCAAGGUGCUGCACGUGGAUUCAGCAGAGUACAGCUGCAUCAAAGCCAUCGUGCUGUUCACCACAGAUGCUUGUGGUCUGUCGGACAUGGCCCAUGUCGAGGGUCUGCAGGAGAAAUCCCAGUGUGCUUUAGAGGAGUAUGUGAGGAGCCAGUAUCCCAACCAGCCUAACAGGUUUGGGAAGCUGCUGCUCCGCUUGCCUUCCCUCCGCACCGUCUCUUCCUCUGUCAUAGAGCAGCUUUUCUUCGUUCGUCUGGUGGGGAAAACCCCCAUAGAAACUCUGAUAAGGGACAUGUUGCUGUCCGGAAGCAGCUUCAACUGGCCUUACAUGCCGAUUCAAUAGAGGAAAAAGCUACAGUGAUGCUACCAAGGUCAGGACAGGUCCCACACCUCAAAUGGAGUCAUUUCAGUGCGGCAUAAAAUCUGUUGUUUUGAACAAGAAAAAACACUGCCAGCAUAAUGAGAUAAUUACAGGCACAUGCAAUGUAAAAACAAUUAUGUCUUUUCAUCAUUUUUCUUAAUGUCAGCAACCAUUUUCUUGAUACCAGAGGAGCGAGCUGCCUUACUCUGCAUGUGUCUAGAAAGGUUACUGAAAUAAAUUUACCAUUUGGCCAAUGCUCAAUGAUUUGAUCCUACUGGCAGAUUUUUUUACCUGUUCAAAGAGAAACAAUGUUUCAUGAGAUGAAAUGACGAUGGACAAUUUUUGCAGUGGGUCGACCACUCACAGAUUUUUGGGAUAACAAACAAUAUUUAUUGGACCCCGUGUGUAUAUUUAUCGUGCUUGUAAAUUAUGUUUUGGCUCCUUUUUUAAAUGUUUUACGUAUUUUUGCCCCGGCCAGUGAGAAAACUGCAGGGAUUGUCUUGUGUCGAUAUGUUUUUGUUUUUGUUUCAUACCUUCCAGACAUGGCACUUUGGUCUAAAGGAACAUUUCAGUAAGAUUUAACACAAAAUUUGACCUAUUUGCUCAAUUGUGUACAGAGGUGAGAUUAAUGCUCUGUUUCAGUUACGGACAGUUAAGAACAAGAGCAAAAAAUGUUUGUAAUGCACUUCAUAUGAUCCGUGUAUGUUGCGCCAAGUAAGGUAUUACUCCUUUCAUAGGUAAAAUCAUUACUUUCUAUUACACUACAUUAAUAUUACCUUAAAUAUGUUAGUUAAUACAGAUGUGAUUUUUCCCUCUUGCCAUAAUUUAAAAACUUUUUUUCCAUUUGAAGAAUCAGAAACUUGUCAACAUCAUGUUUAUUUCUUAUCAAAUUACUGAAUUUUAGCACUCAGAGAAAUUAAACUUUUCACAUCUAAACUGAGAGAUGACGACAAGGCUAAUGGCAAAAACAGAUAAGGGGAAGGAGGUUGAAUGUUAGAUAGCUGUACGUUAAUCUGAUAUUUUUAUAUUUCGAAUCAAAAUUUUACUCUUUUGGUGGCUAACAUGUUAUGGGGAAAAGUAAUGACAUUAAUGGAGUAAUGAUGAAUGCAUUAUCAAACACUUCUAAAUCAUGUACGUUUCCAGGUUUUUACGCUGACCGUCUAAGAGAGAUUUUAAGAGCACUGGGCCUGAUGUAUACUGUAAAUACAGUUUCUCAAUGGGAUAAAUUAACUGUACACAACCUCCCAGGUCAAGUAACAAAUGUAUUUCAUUAUAAUUCAUGCAUAUAUGAGCCCAGGCCACAUUAAUGGCACAACAGGCCACUGCAGGGUAUUGCUGAACUGAAAGCGUGUGUGUGUAUGUAUGUGUGUGUGUGUGUGUGUGUGUGUUUUGAGAGAGCAUGUAUUUGUGUUUACUUCUUUUUGACAACCUCUCUGAUGUACUGUGAAAGCAUAUUGGUUAACAUAUUGGUACCGUAUUAAAUUAUAACUCAAGAUUUAUAAAUAAAGUGUAUUUGUUUGUUUA
Molecule: messenger RNA, 4221 nt
Organism: Micropterus salmoides (largemouth bass)
Lineage: Eukaryota; Metazoa; Chordata; Actinopteri; Centrarchiformes; Centrarchidae
Product: COUP transcription factor 2-like
Biological process (GO): anatomical structure development; cell differentiation; negative regulation of transcription by RNA polymerase II
Molecular function (GO): zinc ion binding; RNA polymerase II cis-regulatory region sequence-specific DNA binding; retinoic acid binding
Source: RefSeq, a predicted model, not a curated record